Messenger RNA from Paramecium octaurelia, 133 nucleotides. The record is from the annotation of a GenBank genome assembly. NCBI's taxonomy places the organism in Eukaryota, Ciliophora, Oligohymenophorea, Peniculida, Parameciidae.
AUGAUUUUAUAAUUGAAUAAAAAAAUUGGGAAAAAGCAUUAAUAUACUUUAAAUAAUAAUAAUAAAAUGAUAUCGCAUUAUUCUAUUUAAGUAUUUAAUUAAUUUAAAUUAGGUGUAAUAUUAUUGGAAUUGA